This is a messenger RNA of Strongylocentrotus purpuratus (purple sea urchin), 2706 nucleotides long. RefSeq names its product allene oxide synthase-lipoxygenase protein. Gene Ontology annotation, molecular function: protein binding; metal ion binding; oxidoreductase activity, acting on single donors with incorporation of molecular oxygen, incorporation of two atoms of oxygen. Lineage: Eukaryota; Metazoa; Echinodermata; Echinoidea; Camarodonta; Strongylocentrotidae. The transcript is spliced from 12 exons. The record is from RefSeq and is a predicted model, not a curated record. Gene Ontology annotation, biological process: lipoxygenase pathway; hepoxilin biosynthetic process; arachidonate metabolic process.
GUUUUAUUGACUGGUUUGGGGAUAACUGGACGUGGUAUACAUAUUAGCAUACCACAAUAUCUAUACUGUUUCAAGUGUUGAUGAGCCAUCUCUGUUGCUGUCUCCGUGGCAUUAUCGACUAGAAUUAAUUUCACAAUUUAAGGUGAAAAUGGGGACGGGAUCUUCUAAAUCAUCCGGGUUCAGCAAGACAAAAGACUACAAUAUCCAUGUCAAGACUGGCGACCGCAAAGGCGCUGGCACCGAUGCCAACGUCUACAUCGCCCUCCACAACGACCAGGGGAAGCGUUCACGCGACAUCCAGCUCGAUUGCAAGUUCAAGGACGACUUCGAGCGUGGCAAGGUCGACACGUACCCGGUCUCCAACCUUCCGAAUUUCGGGCGGAUCUCGAUGAUUGAACUAUGGCGGGAUGAUGCUGGCCUGAAUGAUGACUGGUACGUUGAUUCUGUGACCGUAGACCAUGUUCGGUCGAAGGAGAGGUAUAUCUUUCCUCUACAUCGAUGGGUAAGGGAUGUCAUGAAGUUGUUCAUCAAUGAAAACGACAUCAGUCUUCCACAGGACGAUCUCAAACAGGAGCAGAGGCAGUUUGAGCUGCUCAAGAAAAGGAGCCUGUAUGAGUUUGAAUGUAAAUCAGACGGCUUGAUACCGCAGAUCAAAACGUUUCCGAUGGACGAAUCAUUCUCAAAUGAUUACCAGUGGGACAUCGUAACACUUAAAGCUAAACUGAUGCUUCAAACAGCAACCAUCAAAAUGACCAGCAAAUCCUGGGAAAAGCUGGAUGACAUUGGGGAGCUGUACACCGGGAUUCUGCCAAUACCUUAUGGCAUGAACAAUUGGCAAUCGGAUAAAGAGUUCGGUUACCAGCGGCUGACCGGAUGUAAUGCGACAAAUAUCCGACUAUGCACUGAAAUUCCCGCAAAAUUUCCGGUGACAGACGCAAUGUUAGAACCCCUAUUAGAAGGCAUGACUAUAGCUGAUGCAUUAUCAAAGAAACGACUGUUUAUCUUAGACUACGAGAUUCUCCACGAUCUUCCUUGCACCAAAGGCAGAAAGAUCUGCGCGCCCAUGUGCUUAUUUGUCGUCAACAAGAAUAGGAACCUGAUGCCCCUUGCAAUUCAACUCUUUCAAGAUCCUUCAGAAAAUAACCGGUGAAUCUUUUUACCGACCGAUCCUGAAUAUGUCUGGCUGAUGGCCAAGAUGUGGUUCAAUAACGCGGAUGCAUCUUUCCACCAGUCUUCCACCCAUCUAGGAUACACCCAUCUCAUCAUUGAAUCGGUUGCCGUAGCAACGCAUCGUUGUCUCUCCCAGUCUCAUCCGAUAUUCCGUCUCCUCGCUCCGCAUUUUAUCUUCCUUAUAGCGAUCAACACGCGAGCUCUUGCCAAAUUAGUUUCCGAAGGAGGAUGGGUUGAUCAAUGCAUGGCCAUCGGUCGGAUCGGUAUGUUUGAAAUCAUCCGCCGAUCCUGGGAUCGCUGGUCCCUGGAGAAGCAAGGAUCCCUCGAGAAAGACCUUGCCGACAGGGGAGUCGACGACCCGGAAGUACUUCCCAACUAUCACUACCGGGACGAUGCUCGGCUCGUGCGGAGGGCAAUAUACGAUUACGUGAAAACUAUAGUCGAUCACCACUAUGAUACGGAUGAGCGAGUGACGUCAGACUUUGAGAUUCGGCAUUGGGGCAAGACACUAAGUACGGAAUGCGGUAUGAAGGGCGUUCCGAACGGCGGUGAGUUCUCGACGGCAGACGAGGUUACGGAGAUCAUUACGAACUUCAUCUUCAUCGGCAGCGUCGGGCAUGCGGCAUCCAAUUUCUCGCAGUACGACGAGUAUGGUUUCCCGCCAAAUUACCCCUCAUUCCUUUUCGGCGAACCCCCUAGAGAUAAGACUGAGCGGACAGAGGAGGAUAUCCUGGCCCAGAUGCCCUCUAAGGAUAUGACCUUGAGCAUCAUGUUGGUCACCAAGCUACUCAGUGAUCGGGGCACCAAUGGACUAGGGGACUUCGAAGUGCAGUACCUGCAUGAUCCUGUGAGCCUAAACGCAUUGAAACAGUUCAAAGCAGAUUGCCUGAAAGUUGGCGCCAUCAUUGAUGAAAUGAACAAGACAAGGGAGCAGAAAUACACAUACCUUAACCCAAAGGAGAUUCCUAAUGCGAUCAGUAUUUAGAACUUAAAGUAUGGGAGAUCUGCACUUUUCCACAGAUAGUUCGGAUAACGCUUUGAAUUUAUAAUAUGUUAUGAAAAUAUCGAGUUUGUUAUUAUUAUAUUUAUAUAUAUUAUGUAAAUAACAUUGUCACAUGAAGAUAUAUUGUUUGUAUAUUUUUAAUUAUACCUUAUGUUUAUUUAUUCUCUCUUAUUCAUUUAUUGUAUUUGUAAACAUGCAGAAAUCACAUCACAUCAAAUCAAAAUUGUGAUGCAUUCAGGGAAUAUAUCCUACCAGGACUGGUACCAACUUACAACACCUAGUUUAAAUGUAGAUUAACGUCUUGCAACAUAAGUGCUACGCACAGCAAGGAUUUGAACCCUACACCUCAUGGUUUACUGUCCAGUGAAUUGUCCGCUGGACCACAAACACCUCUACAAUAAACCAUGGUUAAUUCCAUUGAUUUAGAAUGUAUGUUACUCAUGAUUGAUUUUGAUAAAUAGAGCUGUAUUUGUGUUUGGAUAAUUAAAUAAACAAAGAAGGAACUAUAUCGCUUUGUUGAUUGUUUAGACACA